AUGAAUGACGAUAAAUCUCAAUCUCCGCCACGUCAUUGGCACGGCCCAGUUGGUAACCGCUAUGAGCAUCACAAUGUAUGGGUGGUAGGGGGUCCUGCCUCAACCUACAUGGCCGCACGACCUUCAACAUCUACUACCGAUGCAUUUGCCACGAGUGAAAGACGUUCCUCCAGUGCAUCCGACACCUCCGCCAACGCCGCCGCCAACGCAGGUCAACGCAGCCCUCCUCCGUCAGUAGGAGAGCGAAGGAGAUCUAGUGCGCAUGGUCCAUCGUCGUUGUUUGAGAGCCUAACCAGCCAGAAGCGGAACUCAACUGAUGGCUCCCUUGCAGCACGCAGACAGAGCUGGAGUGAGCAGUCACAGCCUGGCGGCUUCUUUUCCAAAUGGUGGUCUGGAUACACAGGCGGUAAUAAAUGA
Messenger RNA from Aspergillus puulaauensis, 417 nucleotides. RefSeq lists its product as uncharacterized. Lineage: Eukaryota; Fungi; Ascomycota; Eurotiomycetes; Eurotiales; Aspergillaceae. The record is from RefSeq and is a predicted model, not a curated record. The transcript has 2 exons. The coding region runs from base 1 to 417 and encodes 138 amino acids.